AUGAUUUUCAGUUACUUGGAGGUAAGGGACAAAGGUAGGGUGGCCCAAGUGUGUGCGGCCUGGAGGGACGCUUCAUAUCACAAGUCUGUGUGGAGGGGGGUGGAAGCGAAGCUGCAUCUGCGGAGGGCCAACCCGUCCCUGUUCCCCAGCCUCCAUACCCGGGGCAUUAGGAAGGUUCAGAUCCUAAGCCUGCGGCGCAGCUUAAGCUAUGUAAUCCAGGGGCUGCCAAACAUCGAAAGCCUUAACCUAUGCGGCUGUUUUAACCUCACGGACAACGGACUCGGACAUGCUUUUGUUCAGGACAUCCCGUCCUUGCGAGUCCUCAACCUCAGCCUUUGCAAACCAAUCACAGACUCAAGCCUGGGCAGGAUUGCCCAGUAUCUGAAAAACCUGGAGGUGCUGGAACUCGGAGGUCUCAGUAACAUUACCAACACAGGCCUUCUUCUCAUCGCCUGGGGCUUGCACAAACUCAAGAGCCUUAACUUGCGGAGCUGCAGGCAUGUGUCAGACGUGGGCAUCGGUCACCUGGCUGGGAUGACACGAAGCGCCGCCGAAGGCUGCCUCUCCCUGGAGCAGAUGACCUUACAGGACUGCCAGAAACUGACAGACCUGUCCCUCAAACACGUCUCCAAGGGACUGGCCAAGCUCAAGGUGCUCAACCUCAGCUUCUGCGGCGGCAUAUCGGACGCAGGUAUGAUCCACCUGUCGAACAUGACUCACCUGUUAAGCCUCAACCUGCGGUCGUGUGACAACAUCAGCGACAUGGGCAUCAUGCACCUGGCCAUGGGGUCUCUGCAGCUCUCCGGCCUGGAUGUUUCCUUCUGUGACAAGAUAGGUGACCAGAGCCUGGCCUACAUCGCCCAGGGGCUGUACCAGCUCAAGUCUCUGUCCCUGUGCUCCUGCCACAUCAGUGACGACGGGAUCAACCGGAUGGUGCGCCAGAUGCACGAGCUCAAGACGCUGAACAUCGGGCAGUGCGUACGCAUCACUGACAAGGGGCUGGAGCUGAUCGCUGACCACCUGACGCAGCUCACUGGUAUCGACCUGUAUGGGUGUACCAAAAUCACCAAGCGGGGCCUGGAGAGGAUAACGCAGCUCCCGUGCCUUAAAGUUUUAAACCUGGGACUCUGGCAGAUGACGGAGAGUGAGAAAGUGAGGUGA
Coregonus sp. 'balchen' is the source of this 1161-nucleotide messenger RNA. NCBI's taxonomy places the organism in Eukaryota, Metazoa, Chordata, Actinopteri, Salmoniformes, Salmonidae. The record is from the annotation of a GenBank genome assembly.